UCCUAAUCUCCCAUAGUAACUGUUCAGGUUCCUUGCUCUCAAUGGAUAAAGGCUCCUGCACUAGUCUUAUCUCUCACAUUCUCAGCUGACACUAAUGGCUGCUUCCAUGCUCUUCAUUCCCUGCUUCCUCUCCGGAAACGUCAUCAAAGCCCUAGAAUUUUCGCUCCCCAAACUCUUUAUCUGCAAAUGCGCACCUAAAUUCGCUAUCAACAAUGCGCUCUCGUUGCCGAAGCGCCAUCUUCUGCCCACAGGAGUCGCUCUCUCUAAGAGAUUCGGCCGUGUUUGCUGCAGAAGUCUCUCAUCGGGCAUUGUUGACACAAUAAGUUACGAGUUCUCUGAUAGUGCUACAGAGGUAGAAUUGAGAUUAAAGCUAGGGUCUGGAGAUAUUCAAAGUUCUAGAGAUAUUUCCGUGGAUGCUGAUGAGAGUUCCUUAACAAUAAGAAAGCACUGCACUGAGUCUCCCAUAACUCUUAUAGAAACUAAUAAUCUGUAUGGGAGGAUAAAGCCUGCUGAAACUAUAUGGUACUUAGAUGAGGAUCAACUUGUAGUCAAUUUGAAAAAGCAAGAUCCAGACUUGAAGUGGCCAGACAUCAUGGAGUCCUGGGAGUCGCUUACAGUAGGAGUUGCACAACUUCUUAAAGGAACUUCAAUCUACAUUGUUGGGGAGUCGACAGAAAUUAACCAGAAAAUUGCUCAGAAACUUGCAGUUGGCCUUGGGUAUACUCCACUUAAUACAGGUGAAUUGCUGGAAGAAUUUUCAAAACAAGAUGUUGAUUCAUGGGUGAAGUCCGAAGGGGUGGAUUCUGUAGCAGAAUUGGAAGCAGCCAUAUUAGAAAGCCUCAGUAGUCACGUCCGUGCUGUUGUUGCAACAUUAGGAGGGAGGCAUGGAGCUGCUGGAAGGGCUGAUAAGUGGAGGCAUCUUUAUGCAGGGUUUACAGUGUGGUUGUCAAAAUCUAAAGCUUCAGGGGAGAGAAGAGAGGAGAAGAGUUUGGGAAUGAUUUGAAUGGGAGAAAAGCUGUUCUUCCCUCCCAGUCGAUUACUAUAAAUAGGAUUGCAUUAGAUUAUAAAUAUAAAAAUGUCUAAUAUGCUCCUAUUAAGUUGGGGGCAGAUCUAUAGAAAGAUAAAACAGAACAAACUGACAUGAACACCCAUUUACAUGUCACUUAACUUCCCCUCAAGCUGGAGAAUAUAUCUCAACUUGUUAUAUAUGUAUUCCACCCUCAUCCAACUUAAAUUCUUAGACUAAGUUUGUUUGCAGUGUGGAUUUCAUUUGCACUGGUGUUAAUGCAUGGGAGUAUAAAAGGGUUGAGUGUAAAUUUUGCUUUAAAUUUUUUUCAGAUUUGCCUUUUGUCUUAUUUGUUUUUGAGAAGCAAAAUGAAGUUGUCUCUACUUUAUAUGAAAGAGAACGGAAGUAGGAGGAGGUUUAUUUGUUUUGGAGAGAGGUAUGAUGCAAGAUGAUGUGGUCCCCACUUUAUAUGAGAGAGAAUUGACAUAGGAGGAGAAGAAAGUAAAAAUUUUUUAUCAGGUAGGAGUGCAAAUCAUAGUUACAGACAAACGGAUGCAGAACUGAACUAGGUGCAAAAUUCAUAUCUGGUUCAGAAUUGUACUGCAAAAAAACAGCCUUAGUAAACAAAUAUUUCCACUGAUUUUCAAAUUUCACAUGAACACUACAUAUAAUUCCUUCAAGGGCUUUCUCUGUUACAAAGUGGUAAUCAAUUUCUCUUGUGCUUGGUUCUCUCAUGGAGAAUUUAACUGGAAGCUAUAUGGACAGCAGCUCGGUGAUCAUAAUAUAACUUCAUAAGAGUAGUCAGUGUAUCCAAUUUCUUGAAGAAGAUGCUUCAACUAAACCAACUCACACAUGGUGUGAGCCAUAGGCCAUAGUUCCAUAUUCAGUCUUGACACUUUUUCUUGCAACAACCAUAUAUCUUAUACUUUCACAUAACUAAAUUUCCACCUAGCAAGGUGCAAUGACAAGAUGUAGGCCUUCUGUUAGAGAUGGAGCCAGCCCAAUCAGCAUCUAUAUAUCUGUCUACUUCCAAUUUGUCACCUUCCCUAUGUAACAAUUCAUGUCCCAGAGAUCCUUUUAAAUAGCAUACAAUUUUCAUCAGUGCAUCCUAGUGUGGAACCAAGGGUUCUGUAUAAAUUGUCUUACGACACUUCAUAAAACACUCCAGUGGGUGGAGAUUCAAAUUCCCAAAAAAUGCAUGUAUUGGAAACCUAUGAACACCCAAAAUUAGAAUUCAAGUUUCUAUAAUUCUAAGGCACAAUUAGGUUUUAUUAAGAGGAGCAAAAUAUGUACAAGUACAAUAACACUCCUCUUGGGCUGAAGAAAGAAAACAAUAUCAUACCCUAGAUGUACACUACUAUGAUACUCUUUUAAGUAUGGAGCAAUGUUUUAAAGCGCGGAGGCGUGACACAAGGUGUUCCACUACCUAGAGGCGUGAGGCGUAGUUCAGAACGCAAGAGGCGUAAGCCUCCCGAACACAAGGAGCCGUAAGCCUUCUUAAGAGGAGGGCGUUAGGAGGAGGAUGAAGAGGAGGGGGGAUCUCAUUU
Messenger RNA from Nelumbo nucifera (sacred lotus), 2553 nucleotides. Lineage: Eukaryota; Viridiplantae; Streptophyta; Magnoliopsida; Proteales; Nelumbonaceae. The record is from RefSeq and is a predicted model, not a curated record.